Molecule: messenger RNA, 333 nt
Organism: Brassica napus (rape)
Lineage: Eukaryota; Viridiplantae; Streptophyta; Magnoliopsida; Brassicales; Brassicaceae
Exons: 2
Coding region: 1-333 (110 amino acids)
Source: RefSeq, a predicted model, not a curated record
AUGGCAAACUGUAACUCAUCUUCGUCAACUUCUGCUGUUUCGAUGCGUCAGUCUCAUGGUCCGCCGUGUCAUUGCGGAAGAGUUACUAAUAUGCUGAUGUCAUGGACUGAUGCGAAUCCUGAAAGACGAUUUUACAAGUGUGAAGAACAUGGAUUUGUAAUCUGGGCAGACGAUGAGAAGCCAGGAGCUGAAACUGUAUCUGAUGUUGUUGAUCACGAGAUCUUCCAAGAAGAGCUUCUAAAGCGUGAAAAAAUGCUUAGACAAAUGUUUGCAAUGUCCUGGGGUGGUUUUAUUCUGAUGACUGGUACAAUAAUCUACAUGCUCAAGAACUAG